AGGAGAACUACAGCAACCUGGUCUCCGUGGCUGGGACUUCUGGUAGCUGUGUUGAGCAGGAGCAGCAGGAAUGGACACCCUACUUUUGUUCCUUAUCUCAGAGUGGUGUCUUCUCAUUACAAAAAAGCCUUGUUACCCCAGGAAGCUGUAAAAGACUCAUUCCAAAGAGUGCUCCUGGGAAGAUGUGGGAGCUGUGACCCUGGGGACUCACACCUGAGGACACACUGGGACGGGGAGGCUGAGCGUGGAGGGCAGGACGGCCGUCACGGAGGAGUGCAGAGUCAUGGGAGGAGCCCCCGGGACAAGCCCCUCCCUGUCCGUGGGGACCCGCAGCCUGGGGUGACUCAGGACACAACCCAGUGCAAGUCAGUUAUUAUUUCAGAAAACAGUGUUACUGUGAGUAAAUUUCAUCAUGCAGUUUUGAAACAUAACUCUUCUCCAAAGGAAAACCUGGAAAAUCUGAAAAUUGAGGAAGGGUAUGGUGCAAAUAAUCUGUUGAAUCAUUUUAAAUAUAGCAAUGCACUAGACAUUAAGUCGUACAAUUUGGAUGACCAAAGACACAAUGAGGGAAAAAUGUGUAAAUAUGUUGAAAUUGCAAUUUCUUUGAUAAAGGAUUCAUUAUUCUGUCAUGGACAAAUAAUACCUACUUGUGCCAAAACCUACAGUUUUGAGAACUCUCAGAGAGAUUCCAUCUACCCAUCAUUUCUUAAUGAAUAUCAGUGUAUUGAUAAUGAGGAAGAACCUUACAGGCAUAAUAAUACUAGGCAGGCCUUUAGGAUGGGCUCGCUAUCAAGUAAUUGCCAAGGUAUUUACAUUCAGAAGAGAGCGUAUCAACCUGCAGAACAGGGAGUAAAGUAUGACAGAGGAUCACUCCACAGAGAACAGCAGAGGGCUCAGAUUCCCGAAAACCGUUGCCCGUGCAGUGACUGUGGACAAGUCUUCAAGGAAUCGUCACACAUUAUCAGGCACGACGGUGUCCACAUUGGAGAGACGACUUACAAAUAUAAGGAGAGUGGGGAAACUUUUAAACAUUUCUCAAAAGUGAUUAAAUAUCGGAGAAUUCACACUGGAGAGAAAGCUUGCAAAUGUAAAGAAUGUGGGAAAGCCUUCAGUCAGACCUCGCCCCUAGAUUAUCAUGAGAGGAUCCAUCCUGGACAGAAACCAUACAAAUGUAAAGAGUGUAGCAACUCCUUUCCCCUUGCCUCAGAUCUUACUGUGCACAAAGGAAUUCAUACAGGAGAGAAACCUUGUAAGUAUAAGCAGUGUGGAAAAGCCUUUAGUAAUUCGUUAAGUAUGAAUCAACACAAGAAAAUGAAUAAUGGAGUGAAGUCUUACAAGUGUGAGGAAUGUGGCAAAGCUUUUAGGUGGGGCUCUCAACUCACUGAACAUCAGAGAAUUCAUUCUGGAGAGAAACCUUACAGAUGUACAGAAUGCAGCAAAUCCUUUACUUGUUCUUCAGGUCUUUCUAUCCACCUGAGAGUUCAUACGGGAGAGAAACCUUACAAGUGUAAAGAAUGUACCAAAUCCUUUAGUUUUCGCACAAGUCUUAUUGUGCACCAGAGAACUCAUACAGGAGAGAAACCCUACAAAUGUAAAGAAUGUGGCAAAACCUUUAAGUGGGGUUCAUGCCUUACAGAACAUGAGAGAAUUCAUUCUGGACAGAAACCUUACAAAUGUAAAGAAUGCAGCAAAUCUUUUACUCGUUCGUCACAUCUAACUGAGCACCUGAGAAUUCAUACAGGAGAGAAACCUUACAAGUGUCAGGAAUGUGGCAAAGCUUUUAAGUGGAGCUCCAAACUUACUGAACAUCAGAGAGUUCAUUCUGGACAAAAACCUUACAAAUGUGAAGAAUGCAGCAAAUUCUUUACUUACUCCUCAAAUCUUAUUGAGCACAGGAGAAUUCAUACAGGAGAGAAACCUCACAUGUGUGAAGAAUGUGGCAAAGCCUUUAAGCGGGGCUCACACCUAACUCAACAUCGACGAAUUCAUUUUGUACAGAAACUAUACAAAUGUACAGAAUGCAGUAAAUCCUUUACUUGUUUCUCAGGUCUUACUAUGCACCAGAGAAUUCAUACGGGAGAGAGACCUUACAAGUGUGAAGAAUGCGGUAAAGCCUUUACCCAGGCCUCACUCCUUACCCAACAUCAGAGAAUUCAUUCUAGACAGUAUCUUUACAAAUGUAAAGAGUGCAGCAAAUCCUUUGCUCGUUCCUCACAUCUUACUGUGCACCAGAGAAUUCAUACAGGGGAGAAACCUUCUUCUAUUUUCAUACUCUCUUUUGUUUCCCAUUGCUGUUUGAGUGUUUUCUGUAUGUAUUUUCUUUGA
This is a messenger RNA of Manis javanica (Malayan pangolin), 2325 nucleotides long. Lineage: Eukaryota; Metazoa; Chordata; Mammalia; Pholidota; Manidae. The record is from RefSeq and is a predicted model, not a curated record.